Messenger RNA from Aquila chrysaetos chrysaetos, 3156 nucleotides. It is a transcript of the gene AKAP19, whose product is annotated as chromosome 6 C2orf88 homolog. The transcript is spliced from 4 exons. Bases 719 to 982 code for a protein of 87 amino acids. Lineage: Eukaryota; Metazoa; Chordata; Aves; Accipitriformes; Accipitridae. Gene Ontology annotation, molecular function: protein kinase A regulatory subunit binding. The record is from RefSeq and is a predicted model, not a curated record.
AAGGUGUCCCUGCCCGUGGCAGGGGGGCUGGAACUAGAUGGUCUUUAAGGUCCCUUCCAAAUUACACCGUUCUAUGAUUCUACGUACGGUUUCUUGUCAAGCAGCUAAGUUAAAAUGAGAGCAGAGCCUGUAAGAAGUUUUCAGCAUUCUCUUCCCCUCUUUCCUUCAGGCUGCUCUCCAAGCUGCAUGCAAUUCAGGUAAAUAAAUGCUGUACUGGAGGGAGGAGGGAGGAUUUCAGGACAGGCUGCCUGGGUACAGUUUUACUUUCAUGAAAUUAGACAGCUACCAAGCCCGUGGUGUUCUUUACCUUUAACAAGACAUUUUUUUUCCUGGAUGAAAACUAACCUUGUGGCUGCUGAGGACUGUACCUACUAGCAUUGCUGUUUUCUGAACUAUUGAGACCCAGUCGUGAAGCUGUCUGUGCUGUACUGGGGACAAGUGGGACAACUUGUUAAAAGCAGCUGUGUUUUUGUGGUUAGAAAUGAACUUACCUUGACAGGAAACACUUAAAAGCCAGGGUGGCAAAGAGACUGCUUAACCCUCUCAUGCAAGAUUUCUUCAGAAGUGAAGAAGCACAAAAGGAGACGUUCUGUUCUUUGAAAAUAACACGAACCACUGGCAAGAAGCAGCAACACUGUGCAUCAAACAAGGAAACCACUUCCAGAUUAUCAAAACAUGCUGUUGAACUGAAUUCUGCAGCUGCGUUUUCAAAUGUACCAUGGGAUGCAUCAAAUCCAAGGAUGCCUUUCCAGGUUCAAAUGCUAUCCAGGAUGAAAGGAUCGGGGAAGGUAACGAAGGAUGCACUGGGGAGAAAUCAUCACUGAUAGCAGUGAAGGUGGAUGAGAGAAGUCCAUCAAGCACUAUAGUGCUAGACUACGCACACCGUCUCUCCCGGGAGAUUCUUGAUCAGGCGGUGAAACAGUGGGCAGUGACUGAAAGCAAAUACAGCGACAUCCCUUUUAUUGAAAGUGAUGUGCCCUGAGCCCUGACUGGCAAGGACUGUCUUCACAGUGAGUGUCCUGUCUGUUAAGCAGUUUGUAUUUGGUACUAGUGCAAAUAAAGUAAAAUCAGCUGUGAUUUGAGCAUAAUGCCACUAUAUGAAUGUUCGCAAGGAGAGGCUGAAAAAAUUUGCCUUCUAAUCUGUAUUGCUAAGAAACUAAUUGGAUUACAGUAGAAUCUAUUAAUCAAGUGUAAUUUGUUAUUGGCCGUAUGUUGAGUAUAUUCUGCCUUUGUAUGCGUUGAAUGUGAUCAGAAAUUAGUGUUAAAAAAAGAGGAUGAGAAGAAUGUGGCUGCCCUGCAACUGUACAAGCACUGCCACAGAAGCCCCAAAGAUGCUUAACAACAAAGCGUGGAUUAUUUUUAUGUACUGCAUAAAAAAUCACUGGCCAGUCUGUAGGUGAAGAGAGAAGAAUUCUCUAUGCUUGGCAAAUUUGUCCGCGUUUUGCUAAAGUGAAACCAAGGUCUGCAUGUAGCAAAGAAAACUGCUGUCAUAAAUUUUACUUUGAUUCUUUGACCUGACUAAAUCUGUAAACCACAAAAUAAUGAAGGUGAUGAGAAGCAUUCUAUAAAACCAAGCAGUAUUCAGGGAACCAUAUGGAUUAUGAUACUAUUCAACUUCCAUUCUUGAGUGAACCAGUGAAAAACAUUACAAUAUUGAUAAACAGUGCAUUAUAAUUAACAGAUGCUCUGGCUUCUGUAAAUGCAUGAAGGCUAUUCUCGAAGAUCCUGCAGUAAGAUAGUUUAACGACACCUGAUCACUGUGUUCAGAACAAGGCCGUUUGGGUUUUUUUGGUUUGGGGUUUUGGGUUUGGGGUUUUUUUUCUGUUAGGGUGCUGGUUUUGGGGGGGGGUUCUUUUGUGUUUUGUUUUUUUGUUUGUUUUUUUUUUUUUUUACUGUAACCCAGAUAGGUGUCCAAAAACUACUAAGGCUAACUAGUGAAAUGAACCUUCAAGGGCGUAACAAUGUUUUAGGACUAUUUGUUUCAUGGGACCUAUGGCUGCAUUACACUAAAAUUUCACUCUAAAGUAACACCCUUGGGACAGUACACCUUCCUUCAGCUUCUGUAGGCUCAUCGCUUACCUGCUGGUAAAACUGUGUAUGGGGAUGCAAAUAUGAGCUACAGAAACCUAAAGCCUGAGCCAUGCACUGAAUUAGUGAAUAAGCCUUAGGCCCAAAGCUAAAGGGCUACGUUCUUUACCGGUUUGAUCUAGCUUGCAUCCACACGCUGCACCCUGCCUCUCCAGGACUUGCAGCCUGACCUACUGCACUCAUAACUAGCAUUUGAGAUAUCAAGAAAGGCAUAAAUUAAUCAUAGCCAUCUUAAAGCUGUAAUUUUGCUGACAUUUUACACAAAGUGAAUGCCUUGUAAAAGCUUGGGUUUUUAGCACCUGUUUGUUCCUUUUUCUGUUAUAGCCAGUUUAAAAGACAUAGGGUUUUUUUUCCUAGAUCAAAGUGCUUUUCCAUUUUAUGUCUUCAUUUUAUAGAAAAAUGCUUUCUAUACUGGCAAAAACUGUUACUAUUUUUAAAAGGUACACGUAGUUCCAGUGAAUGAUAUAAAGCAUGAUUUUUCAAGCAAUGGGAAACAAGCAGAAAGAGGACCAUGUAAAUCGUUAUUGUUAGCUUAUUCUCAGACAUAAGACAGUCUAUGAAUUGAGCUGUUCUGCAAACUUGCUGACACAAACUUAGUUAUUUGAAGUUCACCUAUAUGGGGAAGUGGUUGUAUCAAAAGCAAAGGGUGAAAAAUGCUUCUUUGUAACACAGCACAAGACUGCCAUUACUUCAGUCACCAGACUAGACCCUGCUAUGAAGACUGUUCUCAGGCUUUUGCUGAAAAAGGGAACAAAAUCUGCUCAUGUUGUAAUGCCUGGUCUAUGAAGUAACAUAGUCUUUGAAGCCACAUGUAAAGUGGGACUAAGGUAUUAUGGCCCAUUUAAAUUCUACUGCUAACAGUGAUGUUCCUUGAAGCUCUAAACUAUGUAAAACAUUAGACCAUACCCUACAUUUGCUCUAUCUAAAAAAACCUCUGCCGUAUACUUGGGUGAAUUAAAAAGCAAAACCGAAACACUGAUUAGAUCAGUACAUAUUAACUGGAUAUUGCUUAACCAUAGUAUUAAAAAAGAUUCCUAUUCUUAUUAUAGCUAAAAUAAAGCUUUAUUA